Messenger RNA from Calliphora vicina (urban bluebottle blowfly), 2053 nucleotides. Its product is annotated as angiogenic factor with G patch and FHA domains 1. Bases 38 to 1996 code for a protein of 652 amino acids. NCBI's taxonomy places the organism in Eukaryota, Metazoa, Arthropoda, Insecta, Diptera, Calliphoridae. Gene Ontology annotation, molecular function: protein binding; nucleic acid binding. The record is from RefSeq and is a predicted model, not a curated record. The transcript is spliced from 10 exons.
UCUCUAAUAAAAAGAUAAAUUGCAUCUAAAAAACAAAAUGUCUAGUAGUGAGACUGAAAAUAACGAUAAAGAUGAAAAGAAAUCAUCUAGAUCAAUGAAACUUGUUAUUAAAAAUCAACAAGAAGUAAAAGAAAUGCAGACGGAAAGUUUGUAUAAAUACAUAGACAAUCUUCAUGCUCUGCUAAAAAAGCAAGAUAAAAAGUUAAAAAAAUACAAAAAUAAAAUCAAUAAAUUGACUAAAGAAAUCGACAAAUUGAAAGACACUAGUAACAACGAGCAUUUAUCACCAGGUUUGCAAAAGGAAAGUGCUGGUGCUGAUGGUAAAUCGAAAGGAAGUGAAACAGUGGACACAGACAAGAAAAAUGAAUCGAAAGAAGAUGAAAGCAUUUCUGCUAAAGAUGCAUUCAGUUUUGUAGAUGAGAUGCGACAAGCUGCUCAACAGGCACAGAAUAUCAGCAAUUUUAUUUAUGAGCCAACAUCUGGUCUAUAUUACGACCAGAAAUCUGGUUACUAUUACAAUGCGGAGUAUGGCCUCUAUUAUGAUGGCAAUAAUGGAUGUUAUUAUAGUUAUAAUCAAGAAAAGGACUGCUACGAAUUUCACUCACAAGUACAAGUACAACCGACAGCCCCGGCGAAAAAGGGGGACGAUAAUGACGAUGGUGAUGGUGAUGAUGAUGUUGACGAAGUUGUUUUCGAUGAAUUUGGUGUUGUCACUGACCGUACAAAACUGAAGAGGCUGCGCGAAGAAAAAGUCAAACAAAAACAGGAAAAGGAGCGUAAAUUUAAAAAGAGAUCAUCGAAGGAUAAGGAUAAAGACAAGGAACGCAAGCACAAGAAAUCAUCACAUAAAAAACAUAAACGUUCCAAAAAACAUACUGCAUCUAGUGACGGCGAUUCCGGCAGUGAGGACGCUCAUAAAGAGAAACGUAAAUCUCGAGUGGACUUUGAAGAUGGCGAACUUCCUACCUCAAGUUCAAGUAGUAGUAGUGAUAGUGAAAGUGAUUCCGAGGAUGAAAAAAGUAAAGUGCCCAUAUUUAAAAGUAGUGGAAGAUUCCAAGAUAUUGCCAAAAAAUAUCCCCCCUCCCUACGACUCGUUGUGCAAGAGACUAAUUUGGAUGACCUGAAAGUGGGAAAUCUUAGUUUGAUUACUUUUAAGGGUGGAAGUUUAGGACGUGAAGGAAAUCAUGAUGUCAUAAUACCAGAUGUUAAUGUUUCAAAGUUUCAUUUAAAAUUUACCUAUGACACCAAACAGUCGAUAUAUAAAUGUGUCGAUUUGGGUUCUCGCAAUGGUACCAUUCUAAAUGGUACUCGUAUGUCGGUAUCUAAAACAGAAAGCGAAUCGUAUGACUUGGUACAUGGCAGUGUCAUACAAAUUGCUCAAACUAAACUCCUAUGUCACAUACACGAAGGCAAUAGUACUUGUGGUUUGUGUGAACCGGGUCUCUUAAUAGAACCCCAACAACGCGAGGUUUCAUCUGGAUCGGCAGUUGUACUUUCUCACAAAGAACAGUUAAAGAAAAUCCAAAAGAAAUACGGCUUGGAAAAUGAAAAGUUUGUUGAUUCAAAACAAAACAAUGCGGCUGGUGGUAAUGGUGGAGCUGGAGGUAGUGGAGCAUGUAGCAGUAAGAAUAGUAAAAGCAGCUACCAAGAUCGUGCUGCUAGCAGACGCUUGAAAGUUGGCAGUAGUACAGAUAAAGAGAAAACACAAACUGCUUCUGUUGAUACUGCAAUUUCAAGUGACAACAAAGGUUUUAGAAUGCUUUCCAAAUUGGGAUGGAACAAAGGUGAAGCUUUGGGUAAAACUCAAGAGAGCGGAGGUCUCUUAGAACCGAUUAAUGUUGAAUCGAAUUCUGGCCUCAAGGGACUAGGCUGCGAUGAUCCUACUGCCGGUAUAGCUUUAACUGUGUCAGACAAAAAGAAAUUAGAGUUAAUGAAAAAGACCAAGGAGCGCUAUCAAAAGGCAGACAUUUUUAGUAAUAUUUAUGAUAGCAAUUAAACGUGAAUGUUUAUAUAUUCAAAUAUAUGUAUGUAUUUACAUACAUACAUCUAUGUA